Messenger RNA from Pocillopora meandrina, 537 nucleotides. The record is from the annotation of a GenBank genome assembly. NCBI's taxonomy places the organism in Eukaryota, Metazoa, Cnidaria, Anthozoa, Scleractinia, Pocilloporidae.
AUGGCUCUUAGAGUACGAGCCUGUAGUUGGCGUUGUGGAUUACAAUGGCAUCAUGGGGCCAUCUGGACCAAUGAGAGAAGAAAGAAAAUAUGUAACAAAACGGACAGUCCCCUUGUGAUACCAAAAGUAUGGUUUGAUGGUCUUUUCAAUGCAUUUCAUUACAAAUCUAUCGAGCAUCUCUCCCCUUACCGUUCGCAGUAUGAAAACAAAAGCUGGUGGUCACAGCAGAGGUAUAUGUUUUCUGCUGUGGAACUGAUAAUUCGAGGCCAAGCAUUGAUGUUUGUGCCUGUUAGUGCGGGAAAUCCAAAACAUCGCCCAUACCCAACCUCUUUAAAGAACGAAAACACAAACUGGGGAGAUUACAUCGAUACAGUUCGAGAGAAACCUCCUUUAAUUUACAGAAAUAGGACCUUAGUCGAAGAUUUUAGGCGGAAUCUUGAGGGUUAUGUUAUCAACACGACAACGUAUUGCAUGAAUGUAACACGUCAUCAACACAUUAAACCGUACGCUCAUUUUGAUUUUCAGACAGAGAUGUAG